Molecule: messenger RNA, 1014 nt
Organism: Suncus etruscus (white-toothed pygmy shrew)
Lineage: Eukaryota; Metazoa; Chordata; Mammalia; Eulipotyphla; Soricidae
Gene: FAM170A
Product: family with sequence similarity 170 member A
Exons: 3
Coding region: 1-1014 (337 amino acids)
Biological process (GO): fertilization
Cellular component (GO): nucleus
Source: RefSeq, a predicted model, not a curated record
AUGAAACGGGGACAAAAGCGAAAACAUUUGGAAAAUAAAGAAUCGCAGCAAAAUGUAGACAAGGGAGGAGGAAUGUCCAAGUCCCCAGAGGAAAACUCUCAGCGUGGAUCCAUGGGGGUGGCCGAGGGCUGGAGCCUGGGCAUCAAGGAUAUCUCUUCAGCCUCCGAAUACUACUCCUGUGUUUCUUCUUCAUGCAAAUUCCUUCAUGGUAGAAUCCGGAGAUUUCAUCAUGGCGGCCCCCAAACUAGAUCCCCCAUAGGCCAGGCUCAGGAACAAGCGGAGAACAAUGUUCUCCAUUUCCAGCACAUCUUCUUGUCCCACUCCUCCUAUAAGACCUGUGUGACUUCUUUAUGUGUUAACAAAGAAGAAAGUGGCAUUAAAAUAUACUACAUGAAGGUGCAAAUGCAGAAAGGUGUGGCUAUCUCUUGGGAGACUGAAGAGACCUUCAUGUCACUUGAAAAGUAUCCAAGAAGAGAAGAAAGGAACCUUCCUGAGGAUGUGGGGGUAUGUAAUACUUCUUCUGACGUGUCCACCGGAAACCUUCUGUCUGACAGCGGGGAAGAAAAAGAGUACGAGGAAAGUACAGAGUCAGACAGCCUGCCAGGGUUACCUGAUGUGGAGGAGAGGCCUAGGGCCAAGACACCUGACUGGCUGGUGACCAUGGAUACUGGUUUCAGGUGCAUGGCUUGCUGCCGGGUCUUCUCCACUUUGGAGAUCCUCCAAGAGCAUGUGCAAUAUGGAAUCAGGGAGGGCUUCAGCUGCCACAUCUUUCACCUCACCAUGGCACGACUGACAGGCAUUGUGGAAUUAAAUUGCACGCAGGAGGAGGAGGAUGAAAACGAGGACGAGGAGGAUGAAAACGAGGACAAGGAGGACAAAGUCAAGGCGGAAGAAGAGAAAGCAAAAGAAAAGGAGACUAAGGAGGAGCCACCCACAGGGGAAACCCUUGGCGUGAUGAGAUCUUUGAGCCAAUGUCCAGGCUGUAUGUUUCAUUCUCCAAAGGACAGGAAGUGA